GGGCGGCGACGAUCGAUAGGGCGGGCGCGGCGCUGCAGUCGGCAUACACCGCCGCCUGACGCCUGCCGUCCUAGCCUUCCGACACUUUAGCGACCGCUCGCGUCGCGAUAACUCGCGACGAUGCGCGGCGACCGCGCCGCGCGCGACACGCGCCACAAUAAAGAUCACGAAAACUUAAAAUCAUCACUGAAAAAGGGCACCAAAUCUAAAAAGCACCGAGUUAUAUUUGAUGAGAGCGCUAACGAAUUUUUUGAAGCGGAUUACAUUAUCGUGGUGCGCGAUGAAUGUGGAUACUCUGAUGAGGGUGAAGGCGAAGAAUGCUCGGGUUGUGGCGCGUGCGAGCGGUACCAGGAGCCGGAGCCGGGUGCGCUCAGUCCACCAGAAGGCUACAAAGACAUGGGCCUCUUCAAUCGCGACGGCACUUUGCGCGAGCAAGCCUGGUGGGAAGCCGGCGAUGUGCUGCUGGUGGGCGAGCGCUCGGGCACGGUGUUCACGCCGCAGCACCUGCAGCUGCUGCGGCGGCUCCAGCGCGAGAGGAUGCUGCGCUCUACCAUCUGUGCUGACUGUGACGCGCACGCCGCUCUGCACCAGCCUCUAGAAAUGGAAUACAGCUAUGAAGAGGAGGAGGGGAGUGACGUGGAGACCGAUUUGCGGCCGGUCGCUCGCCGGACGGCCAAGCACAUCGCCGCUGGGGAAGAACGACCGCGGAUCAAUUCCAGCCAACAGACCACCCCCACCGAUGAGUGCAACCCGGAGAUCUGUGUGGAAGAGACGAAGCCUGAAAUGCCAUCAGCCCCGCUAACCAGCGAAGAUAGCGACACGGCGGAUACCGACGGCAGACUAUCUUCCGAGUGCUCGCCGUUACCGCAGCGUCGGGGUGGAAUAUUAAAAGGGGGGAGGCUUUGGAAGUCGUUGGACACAGACAAGGACAUAAAUGAACAGAAUGAUGAUCAGCGGUCCACAACCACUGCCAGCGACGAAGACGGUUCCAUCACACCACGGUCUGUACGAUUUUUAGAAAGACCAAAAGAUUCAGAGGAGGAGCAUCCAAAGAAAGAACCAGAAGCGGUUCACACUCAAACAGAAAAUAAUGAAACUACAACACAACAAAAGGAAUAUAACUCCACAAGUGGAACUCACAGACUGGAGACGCCACUCAUCCUAACGAUCAACGCGCCCAAAGCUAAUUCGGCGGUUCAGCAGUUGUUCAACAGCGGCAGACCGCCACCGCCCGCCAUCGAACCACAGUUAGUCACUUCUGAAACGCUGAGGGCAUGGGAUGCGGGCGUCAGACCCAAGACUGAGGAGGCAGCGGUACGCCGCGUAGCUGAAAGAAAUGCAUUACGCUGCUCUUUACUCCGUAGCGAAGCCAGGAAAAAACAGCAACCAAAGGAAACGACGUCCCUCGCCGAGCGCAUUCGUUUACUGACUUGUGAUGUCGAAGAUGAGCCGGAGGAGCAGAGAGCAUCGCCCGCCGGAGCCAAUGUCGACAAGAUGUCGAGCAGCAGCGACAAAUCGAGCGACAAGUCCUACAAUAGUAUCGACAAAAACAGCGAGAAAGCUUUCGGCAGCGCAUCGUCGAGCUCGUCGUCAUCGACAAUAUCAGUGCCCCUGCCCACACGCCAGCUUCCCCCCGACUUGGGUGACGUACAUCAGGAGCCACAAAAGCCAAAGUCAGAACCGAGGCGACAGUUCCUAUCUACACUAGCUCCGUUGACCGCCUGCGUGGGAAGUGCAGCUCAUCACGAGGGCUUCUACUACGUACCUCCUGGAGAUCGUACGUCGGCAUCAUCAGCCACUAACCUAGACUUACAGGAGCAUACAGACGCUCCAGCACCGGACGUAGUUGCAGGAACUCCUGGAGCUGGUGAAGGCGAUGACGGUCUGGCUGCUUUCGCUAGAGCUACUGCUCCAAGGACUGAAAGACUGAGGCAGCGAUACGGCCAGGAGUCACAACCCGUCAGCAGCGACGAUGAACAUGACGACUACGGUUUCCAUCGUCGACCAGCUGUUCGCGGUAUUGCUAUAAAGCAGCAGCUUGGCGCAUCCGACGAUAUAUUGCAACAAAUGCAAAACGAAUUGCAGCCAUCUCCAGGCACGACACCGCAACAAAUGCCGCCUUCCCAUGCAUGCCAACGCACAAACUCCAACUAUUCUUGGCCUUACUAUUCUGAAGCCAAUCUUAAUUCACGGCCGCAAAGCAGAACUAGUGCAAAUUCGAACUGGUCCAAAUCGUCCGACUAUAUGCCUUCGCGACCGUGCCAGAGUACUCCCGUGCCCCAGCAACACUCGGACGCUUGCUACGCCCACGCACAGAACAUGGCGUCCUACGCACAUUAUCAGCAACAGCGGCAGCAGCAGGAGAGCAUGUAUCGCAAUUGUUCUCUCUACGCCAAUAUCGGCUCCCAAACGAGCUCGGAACAGACAUCUCCGGUGCGCGCUGUGCCUCGAUGCCGCCGUCCGGAAUCUCCACCACCAAUCCGGAGCCACCAUCAACUGCUUUACCUGCCAUACAGUUCCCACUAUCAUUACCAACACCAUGCAGACUACGGUCAGCAGCAAUGGCAGCAGGCUAACGACUACAACCGCAUGCACUCGUAUUAUCAGCAGCAAGCCCGCAGCGGUGCGAGCACGCCGCAACCGGCCGCGGCUCAGCCACAGCGAGCACACUACACACAUGCGCUUCAAUUACAGACGCUCUGUCCUGCACCCGCGCGAUACAGGCCUGUGCCAGCCCCUCAACCUGGAGGUGGAAAGCAAAUGAUUUGCUACUCUGAGAAAGUGGCGGCUCCGAUGUAUCAACCGGCACCAGGGUCCCCAUCCAGAGCUGCCAGGGGGGCUCCAGAGGGUGCGCCAUCUGGAGUAUCGGCACAGCAAGCCACGUCACCCAUGGCACCUCCCCCUAACCCCGUCUAUUAUGCCAUGAACGUCUGACGGGGGGACUAGGUGAGAAUCGUGGUGGGCCCCACAGGAGAGGUCCGUGUCAGUAUUCAGCCACCAGAGAACACAGUCAUUCCCACAAAGAAAAAAUAAAAGUUGUUGUCGAUCCCUGCACAAACAGGAGUUUAAAAAAUGUUUACCCUAAAUGAUAACUGUCACGUUAACAGUUAUAUAAUUGUAUGUCGAUGUAUAUAAAGUAAUUUGUCCAUGUUAUUAUAAUUCUUGAGUAUCAGAAAUGUUUUAGGUGAGAAUAAUCAUAAGAUUCAUAAGUAGUUCUGUGAAUAUAAACCUUUUUUGGGACCGAUACAACAAAAUCACCACGUCUUCGUUGUAUAAUUAUUAAUGUAAAUAAUAAUAGUUAUAUGUGUGUAUCUAAUCAAGUUUGUGCGUGUUCAGAUAAGCAAUAAUUUAUAUGCAACUCUUCGCAAAUCUCAUUUUCUGAUUAUUAUUCUUGUUCUCCUUAAACCAAAAUUAAUUACCAAAGAUUUAUUGUGUUACUCUAUACCAAAUUAUAUACCAAAGUGUAAAAAUAUUUUAUUUUAAGUUUUUUAUGGUAAUACUACAUUAUUAUUAAUAGAAUAGAUUGAUUGAU
This is a messenger RNA of Spodoptera littoralis (African cotton leafworm), 3532 nucleotides long. The record is from the annotation of a GenBank genome assembly. NCBI's taxonomy places the organism in Eukaryota, Metazoa, Arthropoda, Insecta, Lepidoptera, Noctuidae.